This is a messenger RNA of Otolemur garnettii (small-eared galago), 561 nucleotides long. It is a transcript of the gene IL22, whose product is annotated as interleukin 22. Bases 1 to 561 code for a protein of 186 amino acids. NCBI's taxonomy places the organism in Eukaryota, Metazoa, Chordata, Mammalia, Primates, Galagidae. The record is from RefSeq and is a predicted model, not a curated record. The transcript has 5 exons. Gene Ontology annotation, cellular component: extracellular region.
AUGGCCGCCCGACAGGGACCCCUGAGCUGCUCCUUCCUGGGGACUCUGGCUGCCAGCUGCCUCCUUCUCAUGGUCCUGUCGCUGCAGGGAGGGGUGGCUGCACCUCUGGGCUCCCACUGCAGGCUGGACAAAUCCAACUUCCAGCAGCCGUACAUCACCAACCGCACCUUCAUGUUGGCUAAGGAGGCCAGCUUGGCAGAUAACAACACAGAUGUCCGUCUCAUUGGGGAGAAACUGUUCCGUGGAGUCAAUAUGGGGGAGCGCUGCUACCUGCUGAAGCAGGUGCUGAACUUCACCGUGGACGAGGUGCUGCUCCCCCAGCCCCACAGGUUCCAGCCCUACAUGCAGGAGGUGGUGCCCUUCCUGGCCAGGCUCAGCACUAGACUGAGCUCCUGUCACAUCGAGGGUGAUGACCAGCACAUCCAGAGGAAUGUGCAAAAGCUGAAAGACACAGUGAGGAAGCUUGGGGAGAGUGGAGAGAUCAAAGCAAUUGGAGAACUGGACCUGCUGUUCAUGGCCCUGAGAAACGCCUGUGUUUCACCAGAGCAGAGCCAGGAAUGA